This is a messenger RNA of Pseudo-nitzschia multistriata, 1581 nucleotides long. The record is from the annotation of a GenBank genome assembly. Lineage: Eukaryota; Bacillariophyta; Bacillariophyceae; Bacillariales; Bacillariaceae.
ACGCAGAACAUAUCUUGCCGUUCUUGGUGAGGAAAACAAUUGCGCUCAUACACACACACACACCACAAUAAGAAAGCAUGUUCGCUUUGAGAUCCUCCUCAAGGGGUAUCCUUGGUUCCCGAUUCCAAGUAUCAACAACGUGGCGAAGGCUUCCAAAUCAUGUUCCACAACAAAGGAGCAGCAGCAACUGCUAUAGAAUGGGCAUUACAUCUGCGUUCAAGGGGCUUCGCCGCAGCCGCUAUGCGAUUGCGAAUUCGCCUGGUAUUUUAACGCCGUCGCGGCAUGCCUCCAAAUCAAUGCGAGCCGCAUCUUCUGGAUCCUCCUCCGCGAGUAGCACCAGCGUUGUACCGCUUCCUACGCGGGAGCAGCUCUCAAUCCUCGCCAUCCGGUCCGCCAUCCCGAUGGUCGGCUUUGGCAUAAUGGACAACGUCGUCAUGAUCACCGCCGGGGGCGCCAUCGACUCCACCAUCGGGGUCUCCCUGGGAAUCUCUACCAUGGCGGCCGCCGGUCUGGGCCAGUGCUGCAGCGACGUUGCGGGGAUCACCUCGGGCGGGAUCGUGGACGCGGCCGUGUCGAGGCUGAACCUGAGGCACCACGGCUUGUCACCGCAGCAGCUGGACACCCGGGUUGCCCGCGUGUGCGGGACGAUCGGGGCCUGCGUCGGGGUCGUGACGGGGUGUUUGCUUGGAAUGACGGUGCUGUUCUGGUGAGUACUAGAGCAAUGGAUUGACCGGCUCGCUGCCACUAGGCAUUCGAAGCUUGGCUUUGUUUUUUCGUUGUUUGGCAAUUCAUAGGAUUUUUAAUAGAUCCUAAACCAUUAGGAGAUGUGGCUCACGUGAUUUUUUGUGUUUGGCAGCAUGGAUACGGACAAGGCCGACCGAGCGAGGCGCGCAAAGGAACUGAAGAGCAUAUUCGAAUCGGUCAUGAACGACGGGCAUAAGCUGGUGGGAGCCGAGCGGGCAACCCUGUUUCUGAUCGAUGAAGACUCGAAUGAACUGUGGUCGCAGGUUGCUACCGGAAUGGAAGGGGAGAACAUCAUCAAGGUCCCCUCCACCAAGGGCUGUGUCGGAACAAGCGUUACGAACAAUAUCGUUUGUAACGUUCCGGACGCCUACGCAUCGGAAGACUUCAACAAGGAAAUCGACGUUUCGACCGGUUACAGGACGGUCAGCAUUUUGGUAGUGCCGAUUCGAUCGGAGAGCGGCAAGGUCCUCGGGGCCAUUCAGAUGAUCAACAAAAAGCAGCAACCGCAGGAAGGAUUCGAUGGUGAUAUUGCCGACAACAGCAAUGACGCAACAAUAAUCCCCUUUUCGGAAAACGAUGAGAAGGUUGUUAGUGUCCUAGCGUCUCAUGUAGCGUCUUUUAUCCGUGUGGUGGAAUCAUCGGAGUGAGGACCACAGAAAUUUUCUUGGAAUCAGAUAGCAACUACAAAAUUCUAGAGCUAUAGCUCAUCCCGUGCCUCGGGACAAAAAUGUUUCUCACCGAGACUGGAAAUCUUCGUAGGACAAAAUGACUGGAAUUUCGAUGUGUUGUGAUUCAAUUACAUAUGCCAGAGAAAGCAAACAAAUGGAACCUUUCUUC